AUGGAUGAACCAACCAGACACACUCGCUGGGAUCAAGACGGAAUCAAUGGAGGCCCCUCAAGCAUUGCGAUUAUUGUUGAAUGGCUAACUACGGGUAACAACUACCUCAGAUGGCGGGGACGUGAGGCGCCUAACCCAAACGGACAAGCCCAAAUGUGCCCAGAGAUCCUGGAGUUGAUGCAUGAUCAUGAUAUACCGGUGAAAAUUGAUGCUCUUGUGCGCCAAUACUGCUCAGCACAAGCACACGUUUCACUGACUCAAAUAGACAACCGUCUGGAACCUCAAGAAAUCCAGGCCUACAUGCUCAGACUGUGCCCAUACUGGGUUAUGCUUGACCCCAUCAUAGGACCUCUAGAAUCAAAUCAAACCCAAUUUGUCAUGGGAGAAGAGUCUGAUUCAGAAUCAACAAACAGUACUUGA
This is a messenger RNA of Puccinia triticina, 420 nucleotides long. RefSeq lists its product as uncharacterized. Lineage: Eukaryota; Fungi; Basidiomycota; Pucciniomycetes; Pucciniales; Pucciniaceae. The coding region runs from base 1 to 420 and encodes 139 amino acids. The record is from RefSeq and is a predicted model, not a curated record. The transcript has 2 exons.